Schistocerca serialis cubense is the source of this 1824-nucleotide messenger RNA. Its product is annotated as CLIP domain-containing serine protease B9-like. Gene Ontology annotation, biological process: proteolysis. Bases 313 to 1344 code for a protein of 343 amino acids. The transcript has 7 exons. The record is from RefSeq and is a predicted model, not a curated record. Gene Ontology annotation, molecular function: serine-type endopeptidase activity. Lineage: Eukaryota; Metazoa; Arthropoda; Insecta; Orthoptera; Acrididae.
AAGAAAGGAAAGACUGUCACACACAGUGCUAUGAGCAACAGAACGGAAAUUAAGACGGACCCAGUCAAUGCUUGCAAAGGGAAGACGAUAAGCUGAGCGUUUUUCGCAGUAGCAUCCGGCCCCUUCCUUCUCAAGGAUAGUCCGUUCACAGGCAGUACACUUCAUGUGGGAGAUUUCAGUGAAAGAAUAAUUUUUUUUUUUUUUAAAAAAAAGGACGAAGCAAGACCAGUCAACCAACAAGCUUUGGCACCACAUUCCGCAGAUCACUUAUAAAUUCCAUGGAAUUCUGAUGAUUUGACAAUAUUUAUCAGAAUGAUGGUGAAAGAAAAUUUUAUUAAAUGGAUUGCAUACAUAAUUGCAGUUCUGCACGUGGGUUAUGCACAAAUAUAUCGAUGUCAAUCUCCAUACACCUGCAAAAAUCUGACUGACUGUGUGAACUCACUGAAGAGACCAGAGCAACUUCUUUUCUUGCCUUGCUCGAGUGGUGAUGAAGUCAAAGUGUGCUGUCCACGUUCAGACAACCUUUUGAGGCAUAAUAAUUUUCAGUUAUUGAAUGGCACUUGUGGAGAAUUAUCAGAUAUAAACAAAAUAAUUUCUGGUCAAAAUGCCACGAUAGGACAGUUUCCAUGGAUGGCACUCCUAGGAUAUGAAGGUAGAACCCCAGGUUCAACUGUAUUCUCAUGUGGAGGAACCAUUAUUAACAAGAGAUACAUCUUAACAGCUGCUCACUGUGUUUCUGUUGAAAACCAGAGAUUGAAAACUGUUCAUUUAGGUGAGCUCAAUUUGUCUACAAACCCUGACUGUGAAGAGUACUGUGCUGAUCCUGUGGUUGAGAGAGAAGUUGAAAGCACUGUUAUCCAUCCAAAGUAUAAUAAUCCAUUCCGUAAAAAUGAUAUAGCCUUGGUCAGAGUCAGUUCAGAUAUCCCAUAUACAGAUUUUAUAAGGCCAAUCUGUCUUCCAUUCGAAAAUUCAAAUAACACUGGAAGCCAAGUCAAAUAUCAGAUUGCUGGCUGGGGCAAACAGGAUUCAUUGGACACAAAUGGAAGCACUGUACUGCAGUUUGCAGUUGUAUCUAUAACACCAACAGAAGAGUGCAGUCCUUUGCAGUCAAGGCAAGUUCAACCACUAUCAAAGGCUACACAAAUGUGUGCAGGUGGACAAGGACCUGAUGCAUGCAAUGGUGAUAGUGGUGGUCCACUUAUGAAAUACACAAAUGAUUCAAAACCAGUACAGCAAGUUGGAAUUGUCUCAUUCCGAACAGGAACUGAGUGUGGUCCAACAGCAAGUGUUUAUACAAGAGUUGAUGGUUUUCUUGAAUGGAUACUUGAUAAUAUUGAACCAUAAGCUUGAAAGUUAUUCACUGUCCCAAGUAUGGUGUUAAGAGCAGAUAAAUCAGCUUUAUUUGUCACAGAAUGAAAUGAUAACAUGAAAAUGAAAAGUAAAGCAACUGUUGAAUUUAUCUAGAAGAGUCAGUGAAGAAGCUACCUUCAUUUAUAAAGAAGUUAAUUUGCUGGAAAAGAGAAGUAAGAGUAUAUACAGAUCUGAGAUUUGCUCAAAAUUUUUUUUUUAAAUUGAGAUGCUGGAGGAUUUUUAUCUAAGAUUUUUGUAUCCAUUUUUCUCUUUUUACAAUAAAAAAUUGCUCUGAUUUAGGCCACAGUUGAGUGCUUUGUCAUAAUGUCUGUUAAUGCAGAAAAUAUUAAAUUUUUAGUGAGCUCUAUUUACAUGAUGUUAUUGGUUAUAGAAAUUGUCCAUUAUGGAGCUCUAGUUUCAAAUGUUCAUUGAGUUUUGUAAUCCAUACAAAUUUCAUUAAAAAUAUUGCUUUCA